Molecule: messenger RNA, 885 nt
Organism: Thalassophryne amazonica
Lineage: Eukaryota; Metazoa; Chordata; Actinopteri; Batrachoidiformes; Batrachoididae
Product: cysteine-rich venom protein
Exons: 9
Coding region: 21-860 (279 amino acids)
Cellular component (GO): extracellular region
Source: RefSeq, a predicted model, not a curated record
UAUUCUGCACCAGAUAUGUCAUGUCUGUGGCUGCAGUGAGCGCCUCAGCAGGAACUAUAAAAAGUGUGAGAGGACAGCAUCAAUGUGCACUUUUCAAGAUGCACAGCCAGGCAUCUUCACUUCUGUCCAGUGAAAUGUUUGUGUUUCUGAUUUUUAUGGUGGCACUGCAUCAAGUACACUCCACCUCAAAUGUGUGUUUCCAGCAAGGGUAUGUGCACAUUUGCACAGAAAAAACAGCAGUGCAGGAUGAGAUCAUCAACUUGCACAAUUUCUUCAGGAAAAGUGUCCACCCUCCUGCUGCCAACAUGCUCAAAAUGGGGUGGAGUGAUGAAUUAGAAGCCAACGUUCAGGCCUGGCUUAAUAAAUGCAUUUUAGCUCAUGGAGAACCCAGCACCCGCAUGAUUAAAGGAUAUGAGGUUGGUGAGAAUCUGUUUUAUGCAGGCACACUGAUCUCAUGGACGGACGUCAUCACAGCUUGGCACAGUGAGGUGGAAAACUAUCAGUACCCCACUGAUUCCACCAAUGGCAAGUCUGUGGGUCACUACACACAGGUGGUGUGGAACAGCUCCUACAAAGUUGGCUGUGGAGUGACUAUGUGUAAAGACAUCUAUUUCUACGGCUGUCAUUAUUACCGAGCAGGGAACUUCAGAGGAUGGCCACCUUAUAAGAUAGGGGAACCGUGUGCAUCCUGUCCGAACGCAUGUGACGAGGACAAACUAUGCACCAAUCCGUGUCCUUACAUAAACUGGUACAUCAACUGUCCACAGCUGAAGCGAAUGACUGGAUGCUCUAAUCACUGGGUGUAUGACUGGUGUCCUGCUUCAUGCAAAUGUACCACUGAAAUUAUUCCAAUAUAUUGAAAAUCAAUCAUAUUUUCCUAAUCUG